Melanotaenia boesemani (Boeseman's rainbowfish) is the source of this 886-nucleotide messenger RNA. Its product is annotated as glutathione S-transferase Mu 4-like. The transcript has 8 exons. The record is from RefSeq and is a predicted model, not a curated record. Gene Ontology annotation, biological process: glutathione metabolic process. NCBI's taxonomy places the organism in Eukaryota, Metazoa, Chordata, Actinopteri, Atheriniformes, Melanotaeniidae. Bases 123 to 782 code for a protein of 219 amino acids. Gene Ontology annotation, molecular function: glutathione transferase activity.
CCUCCUCCUCCUUGUCGCUCCCAAGCUACAAAAGACCUCCACUCAACUCUGCGUCUGCACCCCACAGACUUGCGCUUCUUUCUUUGCAGCAGUUCCUUCAUUUUCAGACACAUUUGAUCAACAUGGCAGUGACACUUGCGUACUGGGACAUUCGCGGGCUUGCCCAGCCCAUUCGCCUCCUGCUGGAGUACACCGGCACCAAGUACGAGAACAAGUUUUUUGUCUGUGGAGAAGCUCCAAACUAUGACAAGAGCUGCUGGUUUGGUGAAAAACCAAAACUUGGAUUGGACUUUCCCAAUCUUCCCUACCUGGUGGAUGGAGACAGGAAGAUUGUGCAGAGUAAUGCUAUCAUGAGAUACAUUGCUCGCAAACACAACUUGUGUGGAGAGACUGAAGAUGAAAAGAUCCGAGUAGACAUCCUGGAGAAUCAGGCCAUGGACUUCAGAAAUGGCUUUGUGAGGCUCUGCUACUUUGAGUUUGAUGGCAUGAAGCCAGGGUACCUGAAGGCACUGCCAGGUGUACUGAAGCAGUUCUCAGAUUUCUUGGGAGACAGGAAGUGGUUUGCUGGUGAAAAGAUCACAUUUGUGGACUUCAUCAUGUACGAGUUGUUGGAUCAACACAAGAUGUUUCAUCCUUCGUGCCUGGAUGACUUCAAAAACCUGAAAGACUUUGUGAGCCGUUUUGAGGCUCUGGACAAGAUUGCUGCCUACAUGAAAUCCAACAGAUUCAUGAAGACUCCUGUCAACAACAAGAUGGCCAAAUGGGGAAACAAGAAAGAGUGAAGACUGAAUCCAUUUAUGCCUUAAAGUAAAGCUGAUGUUCCAAGUGCCACUGACUGAACCAGAGAUUCAAAAUGGAAGUUUCUGUGCCAUUUAUCCAUUUUUUU